Messenger RNA from Balaenoptera musculus (blue whale), 2160 nucleotides. RefSeq names its product EPM2A glucan phosphatase, laforin (gene EPM2A). Gene Ontology annotation, cellular component: cytoplasm; nucleus. Bases 740 to 1777 code for a protein of 345 amino acids. Lineage: Eukaryota; Metazoa; Chordata; Mammalia; Artiodactyla; Balaenopteridae. Gene Ontology annotation, biological process: protein dephosphorylation. The record is from RefSeq and is a predicted model, not a curated record. Gene Ontology annotation, molecular function: protein tyrosine phosphatase activity; carbohydrate phosphatase activity; protein tyrosine/serine/threonine phosphatase activity. The transcript has 5 exons.
UAACACUCUUUCGAAAAAAGAAAGUGAUCAUGUGUCAUUUCAGGCAUCAAAUUGGUCUAGGCAAGGGAAAAGUAUUCAGUGUUUUUGCACGAGCUCUGGGCUCUGAAUGGCGCCUCUUCCACUAAUCAGAAAAACUUUAGAGCCGGCAGGGUCUUUAAAGAUCAUUAUUUUAUACCUCAGUUUACAGGUAAGAACCUGAGGCCCAGAGAGAGUAAAUGACCUGUUGAAGGUCCGGAGCUUUCCAGACACCGCUGCAGGAUCUUUCCCCAACUUCACUAUUAUGGAGGCUGCUUUCUAUAUGCCAUUCUCUUCUUCCUACGAUCCUCACAAAAAUAAUUUCCAGUUUUUUGGAAAGAUUACUGGAAAAUCUCGGGGCUUAUGAGAUGUUUUAUUUCCUUUCCUAACCCCUUUUCCUUGCUUCCGAUGCGUCCCCGCCGUCCGCGGAGCCGCUGGAAGAGGCAGCGGGCAAGGGCCAGGCUCCUUCUCCGGGAGAGACGGGUGGUGGCCCCAGCUGACCACUUCCGGCGGCCAAAGGCCCCGGCCUGGAUCAUCCUCGGGCUCCUGGGCCGCGUGAUGCAGCCCAAAAAAGGUGCAGCAUCGCACGUGUCCCCGCCAGCGUCCGCGCCUCGCGCGUCCAGGCCUCGCGCGCUGCCGCCCAAUCGCCGCGGCCGCCUGGCGCUCGGGUCGCGUCCGCCGGUCGCAGGGACACUGGAGCCCGGGAGCCGCGCCGCCCGCCGCCAUGCGGUUCCGCUUCGGGGUGGUGGUGCCGCCCGCGGUGGCCGGGGCCGGGCCGGAGCUGCUGGUCGUGGGGUCUCGGCCUGAGCUGGGGCACUGGGAGCCGCGCGGGGCGGUGCGCCUGAGGCCGGCGGGCACGGCGGCGGGCGCGGGGGCGCUGGCGCUGCAGGAGCCGGGCCUGUGGCUCGGGGAGGUGGAGCUGGCGGCCGAGGAGGCGGCGCAGGACGGGGCGGAGCCGGGCCGCGUGGACACGUUCUGGUACAAGUUCCUGAAGCGCGAGCCGGGAGGAGAGCUCUCCUGGGAAGUCGUGAAAUCCAGUUGUUUUACAGUGCUUGCUUUAGAAUUUGGCAAUGGGCCUCACCACGACCGUUGCUGUAUUUAUAAUGAAAACAACUUGGUGGAUGGUGUUUAUUGUCUCCCAGUAGGACACUGGAUCGAGGCCACUGGGCACACCAAUGAGAUGAAGCACACAACAGACUUCUAUUUUAAUAUUGCAGGCCACCAAGCCAUGCAUUAUUCAAGAAUUCUACCAAAUAUCUGGCUGGGUAGCUGCCCUCGCCAAGUGGAACAUGUAACCAUCAAACUGAAGCAUGAACUGGGGAUUACGGCUGUAAUGAAUUUCCAGACGGAAUGGGAUAUUGUACAGAAUUCCUCAGGCUGUAACCGCUACCCAGAACCCAUGACUCCUGACACUAUGAUUAAGCUGUAUAAGGAAGAAGGCUUGGCCUACAUCUGGAUGCCGACACCGGAUAUGAGCACUGAAGGCCGCAUCCAGAUGCUGCCGCAGGCGGUGUGUCUCCUCCACGCGCUGCUUGAGAACGGACACACCGUGUACGUGCACUGCAACGCCGGGGUGGGCCGCUCCACCGCCGCCGUCUGCGGCUGGCUCCAGUACGUGCUGGGCUGGAAUCGCAGGAAGGUGCAGUACUUCCUCGUGGCCAAAAGGCCGGCUGUGUACAUUGAUGAAGACGCCUUGGCCCAGGCAGAGGAAGACUUUUAUCAGAAAUUUGGGAAGGUUCGGUCUUCCAUAUGCGGUGUAUAGGUGAUGGAUCUGCCUCCGCUCCCUCCCGGUUUCCUUACGAAGCCUGGAGUGCUGCUUGUAAAUGACCUAGAAACCAAGAUUCUUCCUCAACUGGAAAGACGGGUCCUGGCUUCUCCCCUGACCUGCCUUCUUUAGUCUGGCACUGACUUUUGGUUACGCUUUGGUUGAACUGUAUCUUCCUUGGAAUAUUUUACAAAGGAAGCUGUAACUGACACACAAGAAGAGUCCACAAGCAGCUGGACUGUGCAGUGUGGUUCUGGCAUCAGACAGAAGGUGAAUGGGUGCAGUUCUGUGCCUGCAGGUGGCUCGGCCCCUUCAGCAUGCUGGCUGCUUUGCGGUACUGUGACCGCACGACUGCCCUUGCUUGUUGCGUUGUGACUUGG